AACUUGACUGAAGGUCCUAAAGGAGCAGAGACCGGGAAGGCAGAACUUUGGUCCACCUCGGCGUAGACUGCACGGAAACCACCCGGGGAAGGAAAGAAGGAGGACCGGAAUAAGAACCGUUCACCAUCUCCUCAAAGUCGGUUCAGACGCACAACAAAAUGCAGCGAAGUAUUCAAAGGUUCGGGUGUCUGGCAAUUCUGGUGGCGCUGGCUGCAUGCAGCGCGCCCCUGGUUCCAUUAGACGACAUCGUGAUCGAGAAGACUUUCGUGCCCGAGAAGUGCGCGCGCGCCGUCAAAGUAGGUGACUUCGUCCGGUACCAUUACAACGGCGUGUUCCCGGACGGCAAGAAGUUCGACACCAGUUACGACCGUGGCAGCACCUACAACGUGUUUGUGGGCAAGGGGCAGCUGAUCCAGGGCAUGGACAAAGCUCUGGUGGGCAUGUGCGUCAACGAGAGGCGGUUGGUCAAAAUCCCUCCGCAACUCGCCUACGGCAAGAAAGGAUACGGCGACAUCAUUCCGGCGGACGCCAUCCUUCAUUUUGAUGUGUUGCUGCUGGACGUGUGGAACCCUGAGGACGGCGUGCAGAUCAACACCUACCACACCCCCGCCAUCUGCUCUCGCAAAGUGGAGGUGUCCGACUAUGUGCGCUACCAUUACAACGGCACGUUGCUGGACGGGACGCUUUUUGACUCCAGCCACACCCGCAUGCGGACGUACGACACUUAUGUGGGCAUCGGCUGGCUGAUCGCCGGCAUGGAUCAGGGCCUGCUGGGGAUGUGCGUCGGCGAGAGGCGCAUCAUCACCAUGCCGCCGUCGCUCGGAUAUGGCGAGAACGGAGACGGUAGCGACAUCCCAGGUCAGGCCUCCCUGGUGUUCGAUGUGGUCCUGCUGGAUCUGCACAAUCCCAGCGACGGCAUCGCCAUCACCAACCAGCAGGUGCCCGAGCCGUGCCCCCGCAAGUCAGUGGAGGGAGACUUUGUGCGCUACCACUACAACGGAAGCCUCCUUGACGGCACCUUCUUCGAUUCCAGCUAUUCUCGUAACCGGACGUACGACACCUACGUGGGUCGUGGCUACGUGAUUGCCGGCAUGGACGAGGGGCUGAUCGGAGUGUGCAUGGGCGAGCGACGCACCAUCACCAUCCCGCCGCACCUGGCCUACGGCGAGGAGGGCACCGGCUCCAAAAUCCCCGGGUCGGCCGUCCUGGUGUUCGACGUGCACAUCAUCGACUUCCACAACCCGUCGGACAGCACCGUCAUGACUGUCACAAGCAAGCCAGACCCUUGUGACAAGCUGACCAAGAAGGGCGACUUUGUCAAGUAUCACUACAACGCCACGCUCAUGGAUGGAAGCCCCAUCGACUCCACGUACAAUUACGCGAAGACGUACAACAUUGUACUGGGCGCCAAUCAGGUGGUCCCCGGGAUGGAGGAAGGGCUGCUGGGAAUGUGUGUGGGUGAGCGGAGGAACAUCAUUGUCCCCCCGCACCUCGGGUACGGAGAAGAAGGAGUUGUUGACGAGGUUCCGGGCAGCGCGGUGCUGGUGUUUGAUGUCGAGUUGAUAGAAAUGGAGGAAGGACUCCCUGAGGGCUACAUGUUCAUUUGGAACGAGGAGGUGAACGGAGAUCUCUUCACCGAAAUGGACACGGACAAAAACGAGCAGGUGGAACCAUCCGAGUUCACCGAAUACAUCAAGCGCCAGGUGAGCGAAGGCAGAGGUCGCCUGGCGCCUGGUUUCGACCCGCAGCGCAUCAUCGACAACAUGUUCAAUAACCAGGACCGCGACAGCGACGGCAAAAUCACCGCUGCGGAAUUUAAGCUCAAAGCCGACGAAGGCACCUCGCAUGACGAGCUAUGAUGGGACUCGGAGACCACAGGGAGAUGGUAGGUGAGACGAAGGAUUACAGGGAGGGUAGAGUUUUUUUUGUUUGUUUUUUUUAAAGACUGGCCUGAUGCUCAAAUGAGCCAAAUGAUAUUUUACAUCAGAGUGGAGACGUUUUCUCUAUUGGGGAUCAUUUUAAGUCUUCCAAAGGCCAUACUAUAUUCAUGAAAAGAAUCUUCUCCAACAAAUAACUGUUGGUUUUAGAUUUCAUUGUUAUGUGUACAAAAAAAAAAAAUGCUCCAGUGUGUGUGACAAACUAGGCUCUUCCUUUUGUCUCUUUUUUUUACACGGCAGUACCUACUUGGCAGUUUUUGUUCCCGGAGCUUGAGGUGGAAGUCACUGUCCUGUGGCAGCUUUUCCACCUGAAGUUCUGGGCUAAUAGGUACUUCGGUUUCUGGAAUCCGUUUAGUCCCUGCAAACAAAAAUAACCAAAAGUUCUCAGAAGUUUAGCUUUGAAAUGCAGCCACAGGCAUAAUGUUGGGCAACGAAAUUGUUCAUUCAACCAGACAUACCCAGAACCUAAGCAGUAUUUACCUUUAGGAUACAUAAUUCAGUCAUUGAUCCUGAAAUGAAAAGUUUGUUGGAAGUGCUGAACCAAGCUGGUACUGUGCAGUGAAA
Hippocampus comes (tiger tail seahorse) is the source of this 2501-nucleotide messenger RNA. It is a transcript of the gene fkbp9, whose product is annotated as FKBP prolyl isomerase 9. The record is from RefSeq and is a predicted model, not a curated record. The transcript has 9 exons. Lineage: Eukaryota; Metazoa; Chordata; Actinopteri; Syngnathiformes; Syngnathidae. Gene Ontology annotation, cellular component: endoplasmic reticulum. Gene Ontology annotation, molecular function: calcium ion binding; peptidyl-prolyl cis-trans isomerase activity. Bases 159 to 1859 code for a protein of 566 amino acids.